AUGUCAAUCGUCUACUGGCCUGUUGUAGGUUUUGAUGAUGACCUGAACUGCAUAUUCAAUGAUGACAAUGCAGAGAAGCUUGUAUUACGACUGAGAAUCAUGAAUUCUGAGGACAGCAAGAUGCAAGAGGAGGAGGCAAUGGCAGACAAGAUGGAGGACGACAUAUUCCUGAGAUGCAUUGAGGCAAACCUGCUGUCAGACAUGUCACUGCAGGGCAACGAGGCCAUCCAUAAGGUAUACAUGCACCUGCCAAACACAGAUGACAAAAAGCGGAUCUUCAUCACAGAUGAGGGUGAGUUCAAGGCCGUUGCAGAGUGGUUCCUGGAGACUGACGGCACCUCGCUGGUCAGGGUGCUCAGUGAAAGAGACGUGGACCCUGUACGCACCAGUACAAAUGAUAUCGUCGAGGUGUUUGCGACACUAGGUAUUGAAGCUGUCCGAAAAUCGAUAGAGAAGGAAAUGAACCAUGUGAUCUCGUUUGACGGCUCCUAUGUGAACUACCGUCACCUGGCUUUGCUGUGUGACGUAAUGACUGCAAAGGGUCAUUUGAUGGUCAUCACACGUCAUGGUAUCAACAGGCAGGAGACUGGCGCACUUGCUCGAAGAGACUUUGAAGUUGAUAUUCUGAUGGAGGCUGCAGCCCAUGCUGAGUCCGACCCAAUGAAGGGCGUGUCUGAGGCGAUCAUGCUGGGACAGCUGGCGCGUAUUGGCACAGGCUGCUUUGACCUGCUCCUGGACGCAGAGAAGUGCAAAUAUGGCAUGGAAAUACCCAACACCAUGGGGCCUGGCAUGAUGGGAGGUCUAGGCAUGAUAAUGGGUGUAGCCGGCAGCCCUGCUCAGGGAAUGUCCCCGCAGAUGACCCCCUGGAACCAGGGAGCUACUCCCAGGUACGCAAGCGUCUGGUCCCCAGGGGUGGGAAGCGAUAUGACCCCAGGGGCAGCUGGAUUUUCCCCGUCUCAAAGCGAGAGCGGCUACAGUCCUUGCUACAGUCCUGCCUGGUCACCACAGCAUGGCUCACCCAGCUCGCCCUCCAGCCCAUAUAUUCCAAGCCCCAGAGGUCCUAUGUCUCUAAGCUACAGCCCCACCUCGCCUUCGUACAUUCCCAGCUCGCCUGCAAUGUCUGGAGGCACUCCACAGAGUCCUGGGUACUCUCCCACCAGCCCCAGUUACAGUCCAACUAGCCCUGGGUAUUCACCGACAUCGCCUAACUACAGUCCGACAUCACCAUCCUAUUCACCUACAAGUCCAUCAUACAGUCCUACGAGUCCAUCAUACAGCCCGACCAGUCCGUCAUAUUCCCCAACCAGCCCAAACUACAGUCCGACAAGUCCUAGCUACUCUCCAACGUCGCCCAGUUACAGCCCUACUUCACCGAGCUACAGUCCGACAAGCCCCAGCUAUUCCCCAACCAGCCCCAGUUAUUCUCCCACAUCACCGAGUUACAGUCCAACCUCACCCUCCUACUCCCCCACAUCCCUUAGCUACUCCCCCACGUCGCCUAGCUACAGCCCCACCAGCCCCUCUUACUCCCCCACCUCCCCGAGCUAUUCCCCUACGUCGCCCAGUUACUCCCCUACUAGCUCCAAUUACAGCCCCAGCUCGCCCAGCUACAGCCCCUCCAGCCCUAGCUACUCCCCUUCGUCACCUGCUUACUCCCCCUCUAGUCCGAACUACAGCCCCUCUUCACCCUCAUACUCCCCCUCCUCACCGAAAUACAGCCCACAAUCCCCCUCCUACUCGCCAACAAGCCCCUCAUAUUCACCCUCCAGCCCCAAAUAUUCACCCACAUCCCCGAGCUUCUCCCCUGGAAACUUCAGCCACUCGUCAAGCUCCCCUCAAUGUUCCCCCUCAUCCCCGGCAUAUUCACCCUCCUCCCCUGCAUAUAGCCCAGGCAUGGCCAGUGACCGAGGCUCACACAAGUACUCGCCAAGCUCCCCACAAUACAGUCCGACAUCCCCCAACGUAUUCUCCCUCGAGCCCACAGUACUCGCCCGCCAGUCCAAGCUAUUCUCCAUCAAGUCCACAAUAUUCGCCUGCUAGUCCGUCGUACAGCCCAUCAAGUCCACAAUACAGUCCUUCUUCCCCUGCCUACACCCCAACAACUCCAAAGUAUUCCCCUACUAGCCCGACAUACAGUGCUGCGGAUGAUAGUGAUUCAGAUUAGGCGGAUUUGGUGGCUGACUUGUGUUGUAGGGGUUCCAGUGUUGACUUGUACCAUAACAAAAAAAGGGCAGAUAUCAUGUCAUUGUUCUUUACUCAGUCAGUGUGAUAAGGAACAUUGAUCGUGUGUUUGAAUUAAACCUUGUUUGAUAUUGACUUGCGCCAUUCACAUUCAAUUUUGGUGGUUAUUGUUUUUGUCAUGGACUUAGAUGGUAAAUUUGGUAAAGAAACACGCCAUGUUUGUUUUGCAUAUACAUGGACUUUAAUUGUUACAAUUCUGACAUGUGUCUUAAAGCGGGUAUAUACGAUUUUGUCAAAUAUUUAUGAAUUUCUAUAAACUAUGUAAAAAACUUAUUAUAUAUAUAUUUCAAUAUAAAUAAAAAUAAAAGUUAAGAAGAACAUGUGUCGAAAAAUUCAACAUAAUCCAGAUAUUUAAUUCUGAAAUUGAAAACGGCUGUACAGCCGAAUUCGCCAGCAUGUAUACCAUACAUGUACGAUGUGCAUCUAAACUUAGUUUAACAGUUUAUUUGAAUUCCUGCAACGAUAUCUAUUCAUACGACACACGAACACUAUCUCCGAUCGUAAAAAAAGACGAAUGCUUCGGUUAUUGUAGGAAAAUAUGUACGUCACUAUCGGCUCGGGGCGCUAAUUUGUCUUUGCUGCAUUUUAUGAAAUUCAGCUUUAAUGUAUAAUUUUUCUUGCCUAUUUUGUGUUAUUGUGACAUAUUUUAUCAAUAUAUUACUAUUAAACACAUAUAAAAAAUCGUAUAUACCCGCUUUAAAUUAACAAUUGCAGAAAUCAUUCAUGUACUUUGUGAAUGACUUUGACUUUUUAAGUCAGUACUUGUAAACAAAUGUGUGUUGAUAAUUGCUGUAUAUAUGUAUAUUGUCAAUUUGCGUAGAAAAAGCGCAUUAAAAGCUUCAAUCAUGUUGGUUGUAUAAGCUGUGUGUGUGUGCAUACAUAUUUAGUGGAAAUUGUCGUUGUAAGCAUUAGAGUAUGCAAUAUUUGUUAUGAAUGUAUGUUUUGAAUGAAAAUCUUGUGUGGCUUGAAAGCAGACUGUGUGACUAUGACUGUUCAAACUUCAAUAGGAAGUGUGAUUGUUACAUUUGAAAUACUGUAAUUACAAUGCUGUGUACUUUUGUUGUAUUGUGCAGUGUUUUUUUAGCUCAUCUAAUUUUUGAAAAAAAAUUAUGAGCUAUUGUCAUCACCUUGGCGUCGGCGUUGGCGUCCGCUUAAGUUUUGCGUUUAGGUCCACUUUUCUCAGAAAGUAUCAAUGCUAUUGCAUUCAAACUUGGUACACUUACUUACUAUCAUGAGGGGACUGGGCAGGCAAAGUUAGAUAACUCUGGCGUGCAUUUUGACAGAAUUAUGUGCCCUUUUUAUACUUAGCAAAUUGAAAAUUUUGGUUAAGUUUUGCGUUUAGGUCCACUUUUCUCAGUAGUAUCAAUGCUAUUGCAUUCAAACUUGGUGCACUUACUUACUAUCAUGAGUGACUGUGCAGGCAAAGUAAUGUAACUCUGACUGGCAUUUUGACAGAAUUAUGUACCCUUUUUAUACAUAGAAAAUUGAAAAUUUGGUUAAGUUUUGUGUUAAGGUCCACUUUAUUCCUACAGUAUCAAAGCUAUUGCUUUCAUACUUGCAACACUUAUUAACUAUCAUAAGGGGACUGUGCAGGCAAAGUUAUGUAACUCUGACUGGCAUUUGGACGGAAUUAUGGGCCCUUUAUACUCAGAAAAUUGAAAAUUUGGUUAAGUUUUGUGUUUUGGUCCACUUUACCCCUAAAGUAUCAUAGAUAUUGCUUUCAUACUUGGAACACUAGCAAACUAUCAUAAGGGUACAGUAAAAGGACAAUAUGCAUAACUCUGGUUGUAAUUUUUACGGAAUUAUGGCCCUUUUUGACUUAGUAACUUUGAAUUUAUGGUUAAAUUUUGUGUUUUGAUCUACUUUACUUCUUAAGUAUCAAGGCUAUUGCUUUCAAACUUCAAAUACUUUCAUGCUAUCAUGAGGUUACUGUACCUGGCAAGUUGAAUUUUACCUUGACCUUUGAAUGACCUUGACUCUCAAGGUCAAAUUAUUAAAUUUUGCUAAAAUUGCCAGAACUUCUUUAGUUAUGAUUAGAUUUGAUUGAUACUUUGACAAAACUACU
This is a messenger RNA of Dreissena polymorpha, 4306 nucleotides long. Its product is annotated as DNA-directed RNA polymerase II subunit RPB1-like. The record is from RefSeq and is a predicted model, not a curated record. Bases 1 to 2040 code for a protein of 679 amino acids. The transcript is spliced from 6 exons. Gene Ontology annotation, biological process: transcription by RNA polymerase II. NCBI's taxonomy places the organism in Eukaryota, Metazoa, Mollusca, Bivalvia, Myida, Dreissenidae. Gene Ontology annotation, cellular component: RNA polymerase II, core complex. Gene Ontology annotation, molecular function: DNA binding.